This is a messenger RNA of Copidosoma floridanum, 1931 nucleotides long. Its product is annotated as arylsulfatase B. Lineage: Eukaryota; Metazoa; Arthropoda; Insecta; Hymenoptera; Encyrtidae. The record is from RefSeq and is a predicted model, not a curated record. Gene Ontology annotation, molecular function: sulfuric ester hydrolase activity.
UUCGAACCAUCACAGUCAUGUCAACGUAAUGCGUCGCACAAGAAUGCAUUUUGGAAGAGUAAAAUCGUGCUUUGUUAUUGUGAUGAUUAUUGUCUUGUGUACACCAAAAGCCACAUUUGCGGAAUCAAGUAAACCUCACAUAAUUUUCAUCGUUGCCGACGAUUUGGGAUGGAAUGAUGUGGGAUUUCACGGAUCAGGACAAAUCCCUACUCCAAAUAUCGAUGCGCUCGCUUACAGCGGCGUAAUUUUGAACAGAUAUUACGUUACGCCAAUAUGCACACCUUCGAGGAGUGCACUAAUGACUGGGAAGUAUCCUAUUCAUACUGGCAUGCAACACGGGGUGCUCAAGGGAGCGGAGCCUCGAGGUUUGCCGCUGCAGGAGAAACUGCUUCCUCAAUACCUUCAGGAACUCGGCUAUCGCACGCACAUUGUUGGCAAAUGGCACCUCGGCUUUUACAAGAAGGAGUACACCCCGACCCACCGUGGCUUCGAAAGCCAUUUGGGUUAUUGGACCGGCCGGCAUGAUUAUUACGACCAUACUGCUGUCGAACAGGACUACUGGGGUCUCGACAUGCGGAGAAACAUGGACACGGCCUGGGACCUGCACGGCCAGUACUCCACGGACGUAUUUACCAAAGAGGCCGUCAAGCUGAUAAACAGUCACAACGAGAGCCAGCCCAUGUUUCUUUACUUUGGCCACGCGGCCGUGCACUCCGGGAACCCGUACAACCCCCUGCCCGUGGCCGACGAGCUCGUCGACAAGAUCAAGAUUCCCGAGUACAAGAGACGCCGCUACGCGGCUAUUGCCAGCGUAAUGGACUCGUCGGUGGGUAAAGUCGUCGAGGCUCUUGAGAAGAAAAAUAUGCUGCGAGACAGUAUUAUCGUCUUCACUACUGACAACGGCGGUCCCGCCGCAGGUUUCAACUUGAACGCCGCUUCCAAUUGGCCUCUCAGGGGAGUUAAGGACACUUUGUUUGAAGGUGGGGUCCGCGGCGCCGGAUUGAUCUGGUCCACGCGCCUAUCCCGACCGGGACGCGUGUCAAACCGGAUGUUCCACAUUGUGGACUGGCUGCCAACGCUCCUGCGGGCCUCCUCCGCGACCAGCCAGGCCAAGGACAUCGAUGGUCUGGACUCGUGGGAGGCGCUCGCGAGGGACCAGGAGUCGCUCCGUAGGGUCACCCUCCACAACAUCGACGAUCUGAGAGGAGCAGCUGCCGUAGCUGUCGACGAUUGGAAGUUAAUCAAAGGCACAACUUACGGAGGCAAGUGGGACCAGUGGUACGGGCCCUCGGGCCGCGAGUACCCGUACGACGUGGCCAGCGUGAUCGAAGGCUGUCCCGCGGCCAAGGCGCUGAAGCGACUUGGCAUGGACUUGAGUCGUUCAAAAGUACUGGAGCUGAGGGCAAGCGCCACGCUCGAGUGUGGCCUAGUUCAGACCGCCGACGUCACGGAGAGCGAGCCCUGCAACCCUCUCAAGUCACCUUGUCUGUUCAAUAUACGUCAGGACCCGUGCGAGAGGCACAAUUUGGCCAGUCAGCAUCCCGAUGUCGUCAAAAAUCUGACAAAUGAACUUUCCAAAUUGAACGCAACAGCUAUACCGCCCGGGAAUCUGCCGUGGAAUAGCAGAGGCGACCCUAGUCUUUGGGAACAUACGUGGAAUAACUUUGGGGAUUAUGAACUAGAGGAAAUCAAAUGAGCAUUGCAUGCAGUACUCCUUAUUGUUUAAUUUCAUAAUUAAUAAGGUGAAUUUUAUUAUAAAGGUGUUUUUUUCCAGCUGCACAUAUCGAGAUUUGAAUUCCGAUGCUUCAUCUACUUGUAUGGAAAAACUAUGAGUAAUACAAGUGAGCUAUCAACUGAAACUUUUGUAUAAAAUAAAAAAAAUUUCCUUAGCCAACUGUCCUUUCAUAUAAUUUCAUACAAAAUAAGUUUAA